Molecule: messenger RNA, 1338 nt
Organism: Oikopleura dioica
Lineage: Eukaryota; Metazoa; Chordata; Appendicularia; Copelata; Oikopleuridae
Source: the annotation of a GenBank genome assembly
AUGUGGCGAAAAUGGGUGGUUUUCGUGCAACUUUUGACGGGAUUUAUUGCUGCGGAAAAAGUAGAUAUUGGAAAACUUCAUCCGACUGUUUUCGUUCCUGGAAUUCUCGGCUCUCGAGUUGAAGCAAAGCUGAACAGGACUUCUGUUCCACACUGGAUUUGCUCGAAAAAGGCAGAUUGGUUCAACAUGUGGAUGAACUACGAAAUCAUGGCUCCUCUUGGUGGAACUUGUUGGGUUCAGAACAUGUGGAUGGAGUUCGAUAACGUAACGAAGACGACGCAUAAUCCAGAGGGAGUUCAGUUGCGGCCAGAGUGCUGGGGAGAUACGGACUGCAUUGAGUGGCUGGAUCCACACCAUUUGGUACCACCGGGCAGAUAUUUCCAUGACAUUAUUCAGGCAUUCGUACGAAAUGGCUACGAAGUGAACAACACCCUAACCGCCGCUACAUAUGACUGGAGAAAGUCCGCUUCAGAAUGGGAAGUCGACUACUUUCCGAAGUUACAGAAAAUGAUCGAAGACAUGUUUGCCAAGUUCAACAAAAAAGUUGUUAUCGUCGCGCAUUCGAUGGGGAACCCCUGUUUGCUUUCUUUCUUCAAUAAAAUGUCGCCAGCUUGGAAGAAGAAAUAUAUCAAGCAGUAUGCUGCCAUCGCCCCUGUCUAUCUUGGCGCUCCUAAAUCCCUCAAAGCCCUGAUAAACGGCGAAAACGAAGGAAUUCCAAGCAUCCUAGUGGGGCUUAUUCAGAUGCGUACAAUGCUCAGAACUUUUCCUAGUACGUAUUAUUUGGUGCCAAACAACAAGGACGACAACUGGCCAAAUGAGCACGCAACGAUCGUUUACACAGACGAUCGAAACUACACUGCGACUGUUUCUGACAUGGUCGAUCUUUUCAAAGCCAUGGAAAAGCCAGAUUACGAUUUCGGAGUUGACAUGUACCACAAAUUUGGCCAAGAGCGAGUUCUCAAGGAUCCCGGUGUUCCUGUUCAUAUCUUCUACGGUACAGGACUGGAUACGACCUGUGCCAUGGACUACAGAAACAAGCGUUUCCCUGAUUACUCGCCUAAAGAAUAUCAAUGCUCUGGUGAUAGUACUGUGCCAGAAUGGUCGUCGACAUUCGGCUAUUACCACUGGGCUAAUGCUAAGAAAACGGAAGUGCCAAAAGCAGAUCAUAACGAGCUACUGCGCGAUGAAGAAGUGAUCAACACGAUCUUGGGCUAUGCGAUUGAAGACUUUGAUCCACCACAGCUCAAGAAGAGCAAGAACAAGCUUUAUUUCAAGCCUGAUCUAACUCGUGGAAAGAAGAUUUUCGAGCAGGCGUAUUGGCGAAUUCCUGAAGAAUGA